AUGACAACGGAAGUCGGUUAUGAAAAAAUAUCAGAGGACGUUGAGUGUACUGCAAUCUCUCCCGGAUACAGUACUUUAGGUGAUAUUGUUCCCGUUUCAUUGCACUGGAAAGAUAUUUCAGUUUCAACUGUGAAAGAGCAACGAGAACUGUUGAGAGAUGUGAGUGGAGUGGCGAGACCUGGAGAACUUUUGGCGUUGAUGGGGGCAAGUGGAGCUGGAAAAACGACAUUGUUGAAUAUGUUAAUGUGUAGAAACUUGAAAGGAUUGAUAACGGAAGGGACAAUUACGGUUAAUGGAAAUGAGAUGGGUGAUAAAAUCUCAACAAUAUCUGGAUUCGCUCAACAAGAAGAACUAUUUGUUGGAACAUUGACAGUCAAAGAGUAUCUUAUGAUUCAAGCAAAACUUCGUAUCAAUGAAUCGAAGAAGAUUCGUGAGGAGCGAGUUACAGAUGUGUUGCAUCAAUUGAAACUUUGGAAAUGUCGAGAUUCUCGAAUCGGAGUAAUUGGAGAAAAGAAGGGAAUUUCGGGUGGAGAAGCGAGAAGACUGACGUUUGCAUGUGAAAUGCUCUCGAAUCCAUCACUUCUUUUUGCUGAUGAACCAACGACAGGAUUAGAUUCUUUUAUGGCUGAAAGUGUUAUUCAGAUAUUGAGAGGAAUUGCAAAGACAGGGAGGACUAUUAUCUGUACUAUCCAUCAGCCAUCGAGUCAAUUGUACCAAAUGUUUCAUCGUGUUAUUUAUCUAGCGAACGGUCGAACUGCAUUCCAAGGGACUCCACAAGAAUCAAUCAGUUUCUUCGAACAAUGCGGUCAUCGAGUACCGGAUGAAUAUAAUCCAAGUGAAUGGAUUAUUUAUAAAUUGGCAGUUCAACCCGGGCAAGAAUCUCAAUCAAAUGAAAGAAUUAGGAAGAUUGUGGAGUGUUACGAAGAGAGUGAUCAUCGUCAAAAAGUGAUGGAAGAGUUAGAAGAUGUCAGGGAGAUAGGAGCACCACCAGCCAUGCACAAAGCCAAUGUUUUUGUUCAAAUUCAGGCGUUGAUUAUGAGAUGCGGUCUAGAUGUGUGGCGUGCUCCACAACUGACAAUGGCUAAAAUUAUUCAAAAGAUUUUGUUUGGGUUGUUUCUCGGGCUGUUAUAUCUUCGAAUGGAAUAUACGCCUCGUGGAAUUCACAAUAUCAAUGGAGCUCUCUUUUUUAUAGUUGGAGAAUACAUUUACUCAACUGCCUACGCGAUCAUGAUGUUUCUGAACAAUGAGUUCGCAUUGGUUGCUCGUGAAUAUCAUGAUGGACUUUACAAUCUUUGGACAUACUACAUCGCCCGAUGUGUCUCUCUGAUGCCUCUUUUCUCCACAGAUGGCCUAAUUCUUCUCUUCAUUGUCUACUGGAUGAUUGGUCUCAACACUUCCGUUUCACAGAUGACAUCAGUCAUGGCUAGUCCUCUUCUCGUUCUUUUCCGUCUCUUCGGUGGUUUCUAUGGUAAUACGGAAACUUUCCCAGCUGGUGUUCGUUGGUUGCAAUGGAUUAGCAUGUAUAGGUAUGCAUUCGAAGGAUUAGUGGUAAAUCAGUGGUCGAAAGUUGAUCAAUUUCAUCCGGAAGCUGAUUGGAGUGAUGAGAAGCGUGAUGCUGUACUGAGUAACUUCUCGUUUCCUCCCUGGGCGAUUCCAGUUGAUAUCGCCGGACUCGUUGUCAUCAGUUUGGCAUUCUACACUAUCGGGUUCAUUGCACUUUUGGUACGAAUGAAGAAGGCCCGUUAA
This is a messenger RNA of Caenorhabditis remanei, 1746 nucleotides long. RefSeq lists its product as uncharacterized. The transcript is spliced from 10 exons. NCBI's taxonomy places the organism in Eukaryota, Metazoa, Nematoda, Chromadorea, Rhabditida, Rhabditidae. The record is from RefSeq and is a predicted model, not a curated record. Gene Ontology annotation, molecular function: ABC-type transporter activity; ATP hydrolysis activity; ATP binding. Gene Ontology annotation, cellular component: plasma membrane. The coding region runs from base 1 to 1746 and encodes 581 amino acids.